AUGAGCGCGCACCGCCGCUUUGCCGACGAAUGGGUGGAUGGUUGGAACAAGAGGGACCUUGAGGCCAUCCUGUCCCACUACAGCGAAACGGUCGAGUUCGUCUCGCCGCGCGUCGCCGCCGCGUUUGCGCGCGGCGCGGGCGUCGGGGACGCGUCGGGGCGCAUCGUGGGGAGGGAGGCGCUCAGGGCCUAUUUCAAAGAGGCUCUGGACAAUUUGAAGGUGCUUUCUCUGGAGAUCAAGGCCGUCCUGUCAGGCGUCGGAGAGUCGUUUGCUGUUGUGUACACGCGGGAAACCGGAGCCACCGUCGUAGAGGUGUUUGUGCUGGACAACCAGGGCAAGGCGGCAAAGGUCCAGGUCUACUACGACGCGGUGUGCUGA
Monoraphidium neglectum is the source of this 378-nucleotide messenger RNA. RefSeq lists its product as hypothetical. Bases 1 to 378 code for a protein of 125 amino acids. The record is from RefSeq and is a predicted model, not a curated record. NCBI's taxonomy places the organism in Eukaryota, Viridiplantae, Chlorophyta, Chlorophyceae, Sphaeropleales, Selenastraceae. The transcript is spliced from 3 exons.